ACAUGUAUUAUUUGUUGAUCGUUGAUUUAUAUCGGAGCAGUCGCGUAUAAAAAUUUGCGGUACGUAACGUCGGUAUAGAAGAACGGGGAUAAAACAAAAAGGGGCAACCAAAAAGUUUUACAAGGAGUGAAAUGUUUUACUUUGUGAUUUGACAGUGAAAGUGUUCAACUGCGAAGAUAUAAUCAUCGAUAAUCGAUCAUUGAUAAGGCCCGAAGGAUGACGGGCGAGGAGGCCAAGGGCGGGCCGGACAGCGGUGUUCCUACUGCAGAGAACGCCAAAGUCGUUGGGGAUAAUAAUCAGCAGAACGGAGUUCAGGAAGAGAAGGAAAAAGCGCCGGUAGUUAACGGGACGAACAUGGAAACCCUGCCGAGAACGGGAAAACAGAGUGACCCAAGUACAGCUUUCCUCAGGGCAGCGAGAGCGGGACAACUGGAAAAAGUGUUGGAGUACCUCGAGUCCGGAGUUGACAUAAAUGCUUCUAACGCUAAUGGUCUAAACGCUUUGCACCUAGCCGCUAAAGACGGCCACAUAGAAAUAGUCAGAGAACUUUUAACUCGAGGAGCUAUCGUAGAUGCUGCCACCAAGAAAGGAAAUACAGCUCUGCAUAUCGCCUCACUUGCUGGGCAAGAAGAGGUUGUACAUUUACUCAUUCAACGUGGCGCUUCUGUCAAUGCCCAAUCACAAAAUGGUUUCACACCGCUGUACAUGGCUGCCCAAGAAAACCACGACUCCGUUGUCAAGUUUUUGCUUAGCAAGGGCGCUAAUCAAACUCUUGCCACUGAGGAUGGAUUUACCCCAUUGGCUGUGGCCAUGCAACAGGGUCACGAUAAAGUAGUAGCGGUACUACUCGAAAGUGACACAAGAGGUAAAGUACGUCUACCAGCUCUUCACAUUGCUGCAAAGAAGGACGACUGCAAAGCUGCUGCGUUGCUUUUACAAAACGAUCACAAUCCUGAUGUUACAUCAAAAAGUGGUUUUACACCCCUUCACAUCGCUGCCCAUUACGGUAACGACAGGAUAGCUUCGCUACUCUAUGAAAAAGGAGCAGCAGUUAAUUUCACCGCAAAGCAUAAUAUAACGCCAAUGCAUGUCGCAGCAAAAUGGGGAAGGAUAAAAAUGGUGAAUCUGCUUAUGUCCAAAAAUGCGAAUAUCGAAGCAAAAACGAGAGACGGGCUCACUCCGCUUCAUUGCGCAGCUAGAUCUGGUCAUCACGAAGUAGUAGAUAUACUAAUAGAAAACGGAGCACCUAUUGGUUCUAAAACGAAAAAUGGACUUGCCCCACUGCACAUGGCUUCUCAAGGUGAUCACGUUGAUGCUGCUCGUAUUCUACUUUACCAUGGAGCACCUGUCGACGAUGUGACCGUUGAUUAUCUGACUGCAUUGCACGUGGCAGCUCAUUGCGGACAUGUUAGAGUAGCUAAACUAUUGCUCGACAGAAAUGCUGAUCCUAAUGCCAGAGCCUUAAAUGGUUUUACCCCUCUUCACAUUGCUUGUAAAAAGAACAGAAUAAAAGUUGUUGAACUGCUUCUUAAACACAGAGCUAGCAUCGAAGCAAUGACAGAGUCCGGCCUUACACCUUUACACGUUGCAAGCUUCAUGGGAUGUAUGAACAUUGUCAUUUAUUUACUCCAACACGAUGCUAGUCCAGACAUUCCAACUGUGCGAGGAGAAACCCCCCUGCAUUUGGCUGCUAGAGCAAAUCAGACCGACAUCAUCAGGAUUUUGUUGAGAAACGGAGCUCUAGUUGACGCCAGAGCGAGAGAAGACCAAACUCCGUUACAUGUUGCAUCACGGUUGGGUAACGUUGAUAUCGUGAUGCUACUCCUACAACAUGGUGCGGAUGUUGAUGCAACUACGAAAGAUUUAUACACCCCGCUUCAUAUUGCAGCUAAAGAAGGCCAGGAAGAGGUGGCAUCUGUCUUGCUUGAAAAUAGAGCAUCGCUUACCGCUACGACCAAGAAAGGUUUCACACCGUUGCAUCUUGCUGCAAAAUAUGGAAAUAUGAAUGUUGCAAGGCUUCUGCUACAGAAGGAUGCCCCUGUCGAUGCUCAAGGAAAGAAUGGAGUCACACCGCUUCACGUUGCAUCCCAUUACGACCAUCAGAAUGUGGCUCUGCUUCUUCUUGACAAGGGAGCCUCUCCUCAUGCAAUGGCUAAGAAUGGUCACACUCCGCUACACAUUGCGGCUCGUAAAAAUCAGAUGGAUAUCGCCACAACAUUAUUAGAAUAUGGAGCAAAGGCAAACGCAGAAUCAAAAGCUGGCUUCACACCUCUGCACUUGAGUGCCCAGGAGGGUCAUACCGAUAUGUCAACUCUUCUUAUUGAGCACAAAGCAGAUACAAAUCACAAAGCUAAGAACGGUCUAACACCAUUACACCUGUGUGCGCAAGAAGACAAAGUUAACGUCGCGUCCAUCCUUGUCAAAAAUGGAGCUGAUAUUGAUACCAAAACUAAGGCUGGUUACACACCGUUGCAUGUCGCAGCACAUUUUGGUCAAGCAGCAAUGGUACGUUUCUUGCUGAGAUCGGGAGCAGGUGUUGAUAGCAGUACCGGUGCUGGUUACACACCAUUACAUCAAGCUGCGCAACAGGGGCAUACCUUAGUUAUUAAUUUGCUGUUAGAGAGUAAAGCAAAGCCUAAUGCAGUUACCAAUAAUGGGCAAACAGCUUUGGACAUAGCACAGAAAUUAGGAUACAUCAGCGUUGUUGAAACUUUGAAAGUUGUAACGGAAACUGUCAUCACGACUACGCAUACUAUUACAAUUGAAGAAAAGUACAAGGUACAGGCACCUGAAUCGAUGCAGGAGACGUUCAUGAGUGAUAGCGAAGACGAAGGUGGUGGCGACGAAAUUGGUAUGGCAGCCAUGAAUGUGUACGGGCAGCCGCCUCAUGCGCAACAUGUCUACCUCCCUUCCUACUACCAGGGCCAAAUGACCUAUACUAGCGAAGAUCCGAUGUUAAGCGACCAACAGCAGUACCGCUACAUGACUGUUGACGAUAUGAAAUCAAUGGGUGAUGACUCUAUGCGCCUCAAUGUGACUGACGAUGAAAGAGACAAUCGACAUUCUGGAGCUCCAACUAUAACAGAAAUGAUUACAAAAGAAAGCUAUCACAGAUCAAAUGCCGCAAAUCACAAACCAGACAAUGUGGACAUCAACAGGCAUCCGAUUCACGUUGGCGCGUCAAUAGUGUCGUUAAACACAUCACUGGCAGCCCUUGGUAUCGUGCCUAAAGGACAAGGGAUGUGGAGGGACAGUUUCCUAGUUUCAUUCCUGGUCGAUGCAAGGGGAGGCGCAAUGCGUGGAUGCCGUCACAGUGGAGUUCGCGUGAUUGUGCCACCGCGUAAAGCGGCCAUGCCUAUGAGAGUAACUUGUCGGUACCUGAAAAGAGAUAAAUUAACCAAUCCUCCACCUCUAAUGGAGGGUGAGGCAUUGGCGAGUAGAAUUCUCGAGCUUGGGCCUGUCGGUGCUAAGUUCCUAGGGCCCGUGAUUAUAGAGGUACCACAUUUUGCCUCAUUGCGUGGAAAGGAAAGAGAAAUAGUAAUACUGAGAUCAGAUAAUGGAGAAACAUGGCGCGAGCACACCCUGGAAGCAAGCGAGGAAGCUGUCCAGGAUGUGCUUAACGAGAGCUUUGAAGGAGAAGAAUUAAGCCAGCUAGAGGAUCUCCAGACGUCACGUAUAGUACGAAUUCUCACGGUAGAUUUCCCGCACUACUUUGCCGUAGUGUCUCGUGUUAGACAGGAAGUUCAUGCAGUAGGUCCUGAAGGAGGCACUGUCUCUUCUUCCGCUGUGCCUCAAGUUCAGGCUGUAUUUCCGCCAGCUGCUCUUACAAAGAAAAUUAGAGUCGGGCUACAGGCUCAUCCGAUACCAUCUGAUUUGGUAGCUAAGCUACUUGGAAAUCGUGUCGCGGUAUCACCGAUUGUGACUGUAGAGCCCAGACGUCGAAAAUUCCACAAACCGAUUACUUUGACGAUACCAAUGCCACAAGCAGCUAAUAAAGGCAUGAUUAAUCAAUACUCCGGAGAUGCUGGAGCAGUUGGAACUCUUAGACUUCUGUGCAGCAUAACUGGGGGUCAGUCUCGGGCGGUCUGGGAGGAUGUAACCGGAUCUACGCCACUAACGUUUGUCAAGGACUGUGUCUCCUUUACGACGACUGUAUCCGCUCGUUUCUGGCUGAUGGAUUGCAGAAACAUUUCUGAGGCUACUAAAAUGGCCACAGAACUUUAUACCCAUGCUACGCACGUGCCAUUUAUGGCCAAGUUUGUUGUUUUUGCUAAACGAGUCGAUCCUCUAGAAGCGAGACUACGUGUGUUCUGCAUGACAGAUGAUAAGGAAGACAAAACGCUAGAACAUCAAGAGCACUUUACCGAGGUUGCCAAAAGCCGGGAUGUUGAGGUUCUCGAAGGGAAAACACAAUACAUGGAAUUUGCCGGUAAUCUAAUCCCGGUUUUGAAGAGCGGAGAACAAUUACAGCUACCAUUCAGGGCUUUCAAAGAAAAUAGAGUUCCGUUUACUGCAAGAGUCAAAGAUCCAGAUGCCGCCGACACUGUUGGCCGCAUCAUGUUUAUGAGUGAACCUAAAGUUCCAAAGGGUGAACCUUCUCAGACGCCACUUUGCACAUUGAAUAUUUUAUUACCUGAAAAAAUUUCUCCCGAAGGUGCGACAUCGGAGCUAGACUUACUUGAAUUAUCGAAGAACUACAGUUUCCUUCGAGAUGGUGGAAUUACUAGACCAGAUGCUAUUCAUAGGGCUACGAUAAGAUUGACGGAUAUAGCCAAUCUAUUGGAUACGGACUGGGAGAAACUAGCGGAAGAAUUAAACAUCCCGCCGAAUGAUGUCCAGCUUAUCAAGCAAGAAUAUCCUGGCAAACCUGCACAGCAAGCCGACAUGAUGUUCAAAUUAUGGCAAAGCGAUGGGAACAAAGCGACAGGAAAUACUCUAGAAAAGGCUUUGAAUAAAAUCGGUCGUAAAGAUAUCGUGAAAAGAUGCAUAUUCAAUGUAGAACUCGUUACCGACGAUGUAGAAAAAGCCGUAGCAAGAGUAAGGCUUGAUCAACCUGGUUUUGAUUCCCUGAAAGAGGAACUCGGGCCUUCCCGAGAUACAUCUCUUCGCAGAGAUGCUACCAUGGAUCCUAAAAUGGACCCAGAUUGGGAAGAGCCAGAUCGAAUGAAGGAAUCAGAGUCUGUUGAAGAUCUCAGCAUACCAGGCGCAGUAACUCACAAACGUACAACUGAAGAGCACCGCACAGUCACCAAUGGCACUAUACCAAAUGGAACUUCGACUCCUAUAAAAGAUAAAUAUGCCAGUGAUGAAAAGGAAUUUGGCGAUAUGAUGGCCGACUUUGUUGAAUACAAAUGUCAUAUUUCCGAUACGAUGACGAAAAGAUCUAAAGAUGACGCUGACGAUGACAAUAUAAAACGACAGAGAGUCAUAGAAGAUGCCAACAAAAUAGUUUCUGGUGUAAUACAAGACGCAGAGAGAAAGAAGGAGAGGUUAGCGGAAGGGUGGUCGGUGGUUAAUGAUGAUGAUGAUGCGCAAGAGAGUAAAGAGGCGGCAGGUGCUGUAGGGCCACAUUUAAUUUUGUCAGAUAAAAUCACUACUGUUACAGAAAAAGAUCCGAAAUUAGGUCAAACAACCACAGUGCAUACUUUCUCUCAAAAAGAUGUCGAACCAGCUAUUACUAAACAAUAUCAUGUCUCAGGUCCUAGUAUAGAUUUUGAUAACAGUGAUUUACCAUUGUCUACUAAACAUAUUACUGUUAAGCAAAAGGAUCCCAUUAAUGUAGGGCAAAACAUUACCGUGAAGACAACAACCAUUACCGAUUAUACUCCACCUGUUACCAGAGAAUCUCAAAUUGUCCGUGAACCCCAAACCAGGGAAACGUAUUACUUCGGCCCGAGCGAUCCCGUAAUUGGUUCAGGUGCUAGUGUAACAACAACAGAUCCCAAAAAAUCUGUCUCAAUUGUAACUAGCGAAACACGUUACAUAGGCCGACCAACGACAGAUAUUAUAACUACAAUCACUGCGCAAUCCCCCAAUAUACCGGAAGUAAUCUUAGACACAGAAUCUUCUCGUUUCAGUGAAAAACCGAUAGACGAACACAUACAGAAAGGUAAAGUUGUCAUUUCAGGCGUAGUCAAGGAAAUAGAAUUUAGAUCUGAUAAGGUAGGGAAGGACGUGAAAGAUUUAUCAGGUGAUCUGAAAACUGAAAGUGAUUUGAGUAAAGGUCCUGUAAAGAGCGUUGCAAAAAUUUAUGAUGAUGCCAAUGCAAUGCUAUCUGAUGUUAAUAAAGACAUUGGUAGUGAAAAAGAAAAGUUAGCGAGCGAGGGAAAAGAGCUUGAUGAGAAGUUGGGAGUUGCUGUUGAUCAAGCUAGUCAAGAACUAAAGCAAAAACCAAAAGAGAUUAAAGGCAUCCUUAAAAUUGAUUCAACGAAAAUUGAUGUUAAAGAAACUGGAACUGCAGCCAAGCCACAAGAAGAUCCCAGGGUAUCUGCUUACGAAAUUAUAUACAAUGUCCAACAGGAUGUAGAGGACAACAAAGACAAAGCUGAAAAAGAAUCUAAAAAAUUGAAAGAUAAAUCUAGUGGGAUAUUCUCAGGUAUUUUCAAGACACCGAAAUCGAAGAAGUUAAAAUCUAAAGAUUCCAAGGAUGUAUCAUUCGACAGUGGAGAUGAAGAUGCUAAAAAUUCGACACUUAAAUUCCUUGAAGACACGAGAAAAACAGCUGAUUCAGCUCAUCAACCCGACCGCGCUUCUAGCCCAGUUUAUCAACCAAGUGCUCCAUUAGAUGAUCAAAAGAGCAAUCCACUCAGAAAUAUUAAGGUAUCUACUGCAGAAUUUCUGGAUGAUACUAGAAGAACUGCUGAAGUCUUUCAAGGGUUGCCUAAAGAACCCACAAAAACUACAACGAACAUUUUGAGUACUGGUGGUACCACCGUAAUUGCCACUGAAAACUUACAAGGUAGCCAGAAAGAUAAUAAUUCACUCGUGAGCCCAGACAUAAAUAAAGAUAAAGACAUUGUUGAUCCAGAUCGCGAUGUCACUAUACACAAAGCACAAACUUUGAAGGAUAAAACCAAACCUAUCCAUUCAAUUCCUACAGAUCCUAAACAAAAUUCACAAGACGUUAAUAUUGCUAUUGUUGCUAAAGAUAAGUUGAUUGACAGUACCAAAUCAUCAGGUGGCUCAACAUCAAUUGAAAAGUCUUUGGAAGAUGCAGGUAAAACUACAAAAGUGAUAAGGGAAUCAGUUCAAUAUGUUACUGAUGAAAAAAUAAAUUCCAAGGAUACGCCGACCACUAUUGAAAAAGUUACUGAUAAUAGUAAAGAUCUUAAAGAAGAAUCGAAAGAUAAAGGCAGUGGUUUCUUUGGAAUCUUUAAGAGUCCUAAAUCCAAAAGUAAGAAAAGAAGUAAAUCAAAAGACAAGGGAUCUUCGAAAGAAACAUCAUUUGAUAGCGGAGAUGAAGAACUCAGAAUUACAACAGCUAAAUUUUUGGAUGACACAAAAAAGGUCGCAGACCAAAGAAGAGAUUCUGCCGGUCAAAAAAUAACAUCUCCUCAAGAUAUCAUUGACAUUAAAAAAGAUAGAUUUGUUGAUAAUGUCCAUUAUGAAUUUGACACACCUACAGAUAAGAUUAAAGGAACAUUUUAUGACGUUAAAGCUGCUGCAGAAAAAGCUGAAGCUGAUGUUCAGAAAACUAUUUCAGAUGGGGCACUGAAUGUUGCGAAUAAAACAUCAGAAGGUCUCGCAAGUACUACUGCUGGAAUAGUAACCGCGGUUGGUAGCAUCCCUGCUGCUAGCCAAGAUUUGAAAUCGGACAUCACUACUGUAGGUGAAAGUUCCAGACAGACAGGAGGCGAAAUAAUAAAUGUCGUCGAAAAGGAUGUUAAAAUUAUUGGAGAAGCUGUACCAACAAAGAUUCCCGACAUUACGGACCAAAUGACCGCUACUGGCCAAGAUAUCAAAAAAACUACAGAUACUAUCAGUGAUUCUUUUAAAGAAGGUAGUAAAAAUCUUCAUGAAGGAACUAAAAAUUUCCAAGAAAAAGUUUCUAUGGAAGUACAGCGUGAUGUCAAGGUUAUAACUGAGCCUGCAAUAACUGGGGAAAAAAAAUUGACUACUAAAGCUGAAGCGUUAUCACAGGAAUUGGGUACCGAAGUGAAGGAUGCAUCGGAUGAAGUCAAAGAGAAGAGUGGUGGAUUCUUUGGAAUAUUCAAGAGUCCAAAGUCAAAAAGUAAAAAGAGAGGUAAGUCCAAAGACAAGGACUCGUCUAAAGAAACAUCUUUUGACAGCGGAGAUGAGGAGCUGAGAAUCGCAACAGAAAAAUUCCUUCAUGAUACUAGAAAAGCUGCAGAUGAUAUUAGCUUCCCUGUGUUACGUUCUAGCACUCAUGAUGAACUUGCGAAUGGUAAUAAGCCAGUCGUGGAAAGUUCGUAUGAUCAAAAGAAACCUGAAGGAACUAAGACCACUGGUAAAGAUGCUAAGAAUCUAAAAGGUGACAUCGAAGUAUCUAAAGUAAAUAAAGAUGCUAAAGUAGUCACGGAAAAGGAUACAAAAGAAGUAAAAGAACCUAAAGAAAAAAGUGCGGGAUUCUUACCAGGAAUAUUGAAAGAUGCUAAGCAUGCCAUCGAUGAAGUAACUGAGGAUGUCAAAGAAUUUUGGCACGAAACUAAAAAAGAAGCCGCAGAAGAAGAAGAAAAGGCAAAGCAGCCACAUCACAAAGAUGAUAGUUUGCAGAAAUCUCAGAAAGUAGUCUCAACAACUACCACACAGGUUACUGAAAUGAUUCAAGGUGGUCAGGAUGACGUAAGCAAGCAUGACAUCCGUCUCAAAUCUGAGAUUCCUGUUCCAAUGACAGCUGCGACUCAUCCAGAAUUGGGUAUAAGAAUCAUUGAACGAAAAACAGAGCACACCUAUAAGAAAGAUGCUCCAGGUAUUAAAGAAGGGUCAAACAGUGAUAAGAAAAUCAUUUCACAAGAACCGACAUCAGAUGAACAAACUUUGUUAACAAAGUCUGUAAUAUCUGAAACAGUACCCACGAAUGGCAAAGCAAACGUUGCUGGUGAUAAAUCAGUUGGAUCUGAUGACGACAGUACUAAAGAAAAAGGAGGAGGUUUCUUUGGAAUUUUCAAAAGCCCUAAGUCCAAGAAUAAAAAGCGAACUAAAUCGAAGGACAAACAAUCAUCACGAGAAACUUCCAUUGACAGCGCAGACGAGGACCUCAGAUUAGCAACAGCUUCAUUCUUGGCUGAUCUGAAAAACGUUGCAGUAACCAGAGACGUAGGUUUACCUUCGGUUGAAGAUACCGAAUCUAAAACCAAACAAGGGGAAUUGCCUGUUGUAGGUGAUUUGAAAUAUGCGACUACCCAAUUCUUGGAUGAAUCCAGGAAAGGAAGUGCAACUGUUGACAUUGGAGUUUCAAUCGGAGAUGUGAAGCAACCAAAACUUCCGAGUCCUUCGAAGAAAGAGUCUCCCUCACCUAGUGACACCAUGUACAACGCAUCCAUCGUCCACACAGGUAAUGCUUCUAAAGACGACCCAAAUCUGCAUGAGAAAGGCAGUGAUGGUUUCCUUUCUGGCAUAUUAACAGGAACCAAGCAGACUAUUGAUGAAGUGACUGAUGAUAUAACAGGUUUUUUCAAAGGUGCACCAAAACAGGUGAAGGAGGCAGAACAUUCAGCAGCUAGUGCAGCUCAAAAAACAUCUGACAAAUUAGAGGAUGCAAAAACUAAUAUUGUCAGUGAUGCAAAGGUCUUGGGAGCACAACUGUCUGAGGCUAUAGAUCGUGAUGCUGCAGCGUUAAAAAAGACUUCUGAAAGCAUUAAAGACACGGCUCAGCACAAAUUGGCCACAGAUUAUGGAGUUGUUUCUGAUGCCACUCGAGAUGCAACCACUAAGGUGUCUCAAGAAGCAAAGAAAAUAGCCGAUGGUGUUGAAGAUGAUGCCAAAAAAAUGGUUGAAACUUCUAACACGGUUAAAGAUGAAAUUAGUCACAAAACAAAACAAGAAGUGAACAUUUUGAAAGACAAAGUUUCAUCAAAGGAAGAUGCGAUCACUGAUGUUAUUGGAGAGACAAGUGAGAAAGCGACAAAAAAAUCAAAAAAAAUUAAACAUAAGGGCAGCCGAUUUCUGUCCGGUAUCUUCAAAGGUACGAAGCAGGCUGUUGAUGAAGUUAAAGAUGAUGCCGCAGAGCUUGCGGAACAAACUAAGAAAGCUGCUGAAGAAGUCGGACAAGAUACAAAACACGUUGCUCAAGGAACAGCGGAGAAACUAAAAAAUGUCAAAGACGAUAUUGUGGAUAGUACCAAAAAUGCAAAGGAUAAACUGGCCCAGGAAAUUUCCGAUGAUUCUCAGAAACUUCUGAAUGCAUCCAAUAGAGCUAAAGAUAACACCAAGGAAAAAUUAGCUACGGGUGUCGAAAUUGUUUCUGAUGCAGCUCAAAAGGUGUCAGAAGGCACAAAAGACCUUGCCCAAGCGGCUAAAGGUGGUACAGAAUCGAUUGUUGAGAAAUCCAAGGAAACCAAAGACAAGGUAAGUGAGGAAAUUAUAAAUGAUGCUAAGAUUGUAAAAGAUAAAUUAGGAUCAGCAGCUGAUUCUGUAGCUGACACUGCUGGAGCUGCAAAAGACAAAACCACAAAAGAAGCAAAGAAAGUUAAGGAAAAAACAAGUGGCUUUUUAUCUGGCAUCUUCAAAGGAACUAAACAUUCCAUCGACGAAGUCAAAGGAGAUGCUGUUGACUUUUUGGAGGAGACAAAGAAAGAAGAAGAAAAGGCUAGACGUGCUGCUCAAGAAGCAUCUGAAAAAAUGAAAGCUGAAAUCAUAGAUGAUACUAAAGGUGCAUUAGCUCAAAUAUCCCACGAAAUCUCUGAGAAUUCAAAGAAGCUUGUAGAUGCUUCUAAGAGUACAAAAGAUAAAACAACAGAGAAACUGGCUGGAGAAGUUGACAGUGUAUCUAAGGCCGCCAAAAAUGCGGCCACUAAAGUUUCCGAAGAUAGCGCAGGACUUAUUGGAAAAGCCAAAGAUGGCACAGACGUAAUUGUCACCAAAUCUCACGACGUCAAAGACAAGAUCAGUAAAGAAAUUAAGGAUAAUGCAACAACAGUCAAAGAUGAAGUAGUUGCAGCAGGUGGUGCCAUGGCCAGUGCUGCCGAAGCUACAAAAGAGAAGACCGCAAAAGAAGAGAAAAAGGCUAAGGAAAAAUCUGGUGGAUUUUUAUCUGGAAUCUUCAAAAGUGCUAAACAUGCAGCUGAUGAAGUUAAGGAAGAUAUUGAAGAAUUCCUUGAGGACACAAAGAAAGAGGCGAAUGAAGAGGAAGAACGUGCUAAACAUGCUGCUCAAGAAACAUCUACAAAGGUGACAGUUGUAAAAGAUAAAAUUGUAGACGAUGCAAAAGAUAUUGAAGCUAAACUUGUUGAGAAAGUUACCGAUGGCUCAAAAAAACUUGUAGAUACAUCACAGAAUGUAAUGGAUAAAACAAAAGAAGAAUUGACUAGUGGAGUUGAACUUGUUGCCGAUACUACGAAGAGUACUGCUGAUAAGAUUUCGAAUGAAGCUACAGAACUGGUUGGUAAAGCUAAGCAAGGUGCUAGCACAAUCACUGACAAAUCCAAAGACAUCAAGGACAAAGCUGGAUUGGAAAUCAGAGGUGAUGUCAAAGUAGUCAAAGACAAAUUAUAUACGAUGGCUGAUACCGUUACCGACACUGCUACAUCAGCCAAAGAAAAAACUACUAAAGAAGCAAAGAAAGCUAAAGAGAAAACUGGUGGGUUCUUUUCUGGAAUUUUCAAAGGUGCUAAAGAGGCUGUUGAUGACGUCAAAGAAGACAUUGAAGAGUUUCUGGAUGACACAAAGAAAGAGGCCAAGGAAGAAGAAGACCGUGCUAGACGUGCUGCUAAAGAAACAGGGGAUAAAGUUGACAGUGUUAAAGACAAAAUCAAAGAUAAUACAGAGAAUGUGAAAACCAAAAUUUCUACUGAAGUUAGUGAAGAUUCACAAAGGCUGUUGGAUGCUUCAAAGGAUGCGAAAUAUAAGACUGAGGAUAAAUUUACUACUGGUAUCGAAGUUGUAGCCGAUACAGCUAAAGUCGCAGCUGAUACAGUUUCGAAGAAAACUUCUGAAAUUGCUGACAAAGCUAAGGACAGUGCACAAUCCAUUGCAGAAAAGUCUAAGGACGCCAAAGAUAAGGUCAGUAAAGAAAUUACAGAUGACGUUGUAAUAGCUAAAGAGAAAUUGGCCUCAGCUGCUGAUGGCGUAGUUGAUACUGUUGCAUUCGCCAAAGAUAAAACUGUAGAUGAAACGAAGAAGGCAAAAGAAAAAACAAGCGGAUUUUUGUCUGGCAUCUUUAAGGGUGCUAAACAUGCAGUUGAUGAAAUCAAAGAUGACGUUGGAGAAUUUCUCGAAGAUACCAAGAAAGAGGCAGAGUUGGAAGCAGACCGUGCUAAGUGCACUGCCCAUGAGACAUCAGAAAAUGUUAAAGACGUGAAAGACAAGGUCGUAGAUAUGACAAAGGAUACAACAGCCAAGCUAUCACAGGAGAUUGCUGAGGAUUCACGAAAGCUUUUUGAUGCGUCCAAAAAUGCAAUGGACAAAGCUGAGGAAAAAUUGGUCACAGGGGUCGAAGUCAUGUCUGACACAACCAAGACUGCAGCUGAUACAGUUUCUAAAGGAACUUCCGACCUUCUAGGAAGAGCUAAAGGUAGUACACAAACGAUUGUGGAGACAUCCAAGGACGUCAAAAAUAACUUGAAACAAGAAAUUAAAGAUGAUGCUAAGAUUGUGAAGGAUAAAUUAGCUUCAACCGCUGAUGCAACAGCUGAAACUGCUGAUGCUGCAAUUGACAAAACAACGUCUGAAGUCAAAAAAGCUAAAGAAAAAACUACUGGAUUUUUCUCCGGCAUCUUCAAAGGUGCCAAACACGCGGCAGAUGAAGCUAAAGAAGAUGUAGGCGACUUUUUAGAAGAGACACGCAAAGAAGCAGAAUCUGAAGCUGAACGUGCCCAACGGAUCGCUCAUGAGUCAUCUAAAAAGAUCAAAGAUGCCAAAGGCAAAGUCGUAGAUUCGGCUAAGGAUGUCACGUCUAAACUAUCGCAAGAAAUUGUUGAAGAUUCCAAAAGGCUGUCAGAUGCUUCUAAGAAUGUAAAAGAUGAAACCAAACAGAAAUUGUCUACUAGUGUCGAAGUUGUGUCUGAUGCCACAAAAGCUACUGCUGGCAAAGUUUCGAAGGAAACUACGGAACUUGUUGGCAAGAUAAAGGAUGGGACCCAAUCCGUUGUUGAUAAAUCCAAGGAUAUCAAGGACAAGGUGGACAAAGAGAUAAAAGAUGACAUCACAGUAGCGAAAGAUACAUUAGCUUCAGCUGCUGACACUAUAGCUGAUAGUGCUUCAUCCGCUAAAGAUAAAACCACAGAAGGAGUGAAGAAGGCGAAAGAAAAAUCUGGAGGGUUUUUGUCUGGCAUUUUUAAAGGUGCCAAACAUGCAGUUGAAGAAGUGAAAGACGACUUUGAAGAGUUUCUAGAUGACACCAAAAAAGAAGCCGAAUCUGAUGCAGAACAUGCCAAGCACGCUGCUCAUCAAACGUCUGAAAAUGUUAAGGAUAUCAAAAGUAAAGUCUUGGGUACGACAAAAGAUGCAGCGGCCAAAGCGUCGCAGGAGAUCGCUGAAGAUUCCAAAAAGCUACAAGACGUCUCCAAGGUUGUCAAAGACAAGACCAAGGAGAAGUUUACCACCGGUGUAGAAUUUGUGUCGGAUACUACCAAAACUGCCACUGAUAAGGUUGCUGAGGAAACUUCUGGCCUUGUUGUUAAAGCUAAGGAUGGUACACAAACUGUAGUUGAAAAAUCUAAGGAUAUAAAAGAUAAAGUCAGCAAGGAAAUCAAGGAUGAUACUAAAGUAGUCAAGGAUAAACUUGCAUCAGCAGCUGAUGCUGUGGUCGACACUGCUGAAUCGGCAGCUGAAAAAACUACAAAAGGAGCCAAGAAGACAAAGGAAAAAGGCAGUCGAUUCUUUUCUGGAAUUUUCAAGGGUGCCAAACAUUCUGUCGAUGAUGUUAAAGGAGAUGCCGGUGAUUUUCUCGAGGAAGCAAAGCGAGAAGAAGAACGUGCUCGACGUGCUGCACAAGACACAUUUGAUAAAGUCAGAGACACCAAAGACGCAAUUGUAAGUCGUGUCACAGACGUGAAGAACGAAACUUCAAAAGGAAUUAUUGAAGGCUCUGAAAAACUCUCGGACGUAUCUAAGAGUGUAGAAGACAAAGCAAAGGACAAAUUCACCACUGGAAUCAAAGUCGUUUCUGACACAGCUAAAGCUACAGCUGAUAAAGUUUCUGUACAAACAUCGGAGAUUGUUGGAAAAGUUGAGGAUAGCGCACAGUCGGCUGCUGAAAAAUCCAAAGACAUCAAGGACCAGGUUAGUCAACAAAUUAAAGAUGACGUCGAACUGGCUAAAAAUAAAUUGGCUUCAGCAACCGAUACUGUAGCUGAUUCUGCCGUAUCUGCCAAAGACAAGACUGUACUGGAAGCAAAAAAGGCUAAAGAAAAAACUGGAGGAUUCCUAUCUGGUAUUUUCAAAGGUGCCAAACAUACAGUUAAUGAAGCAAAGGAAGAAGUAGGCGAAUUCAUAGGAGAUAAUAAGAAACAGGCAGAAUCUGAGGUAGAACGUGCUAAGCAUGCUGCCAGUAAGACAUCCGAAAACGUGAAAGAAGUCAAAGACGAAGUUGUAGCUACGACAAAAAAUGCAGCAACUAAACUAUCGCAAGAGAUUAGUGAAGAUUCUAAAAAGCUUCUAGAUGUCUCAAAGGGUUUAAAAGACAAAACCGAAGGCAAGGUGAGCACUGGUGUUGGAAUCGUAUCUGAUGCCACCAAAGCUACAGUUGACAAACUUUCAAAAGAUACUUCCGAUCUUGUUGAAAAGGCAAAGGAUGGUACUCAAUCCAUUAUUGAUAAGUCCAAGGAUGUUCAAGGCAAGGUGGAGAAGGAAAUUAAAGAUGACAUCACAAUAGCAAAAGAUAAAUUAGUUUCCACUGCUGAUUCUGUAGCUGACACUGCUUCAUCCGCUAAAGACAAAACCACAGAGGAAGCGAAGAAGGUUAAAGACAAAACGGGAGGAUUCUUAUCCGGUAUUUUCAAAGGCGCCAAACAUGCAGUCGAUGAGAUCAAAGAUGAGUUCGAAGAGUUUCUUGAUGACACCAAAAAAGAAGCAGAAUCCAAAGCUGAACAUGGUAAACAGGCUGCUCAUCAAACAGCUGAAAAAAUUAAAGAAGUCCAAGACAAGGUUGUGAAUACGACAAAAGAUACAGCAGCUAAAGUAUCUCAAGAGAUCGCUGAAGAUUCAAAAAAGCUCUCAGAAGCAUCCAAGAAUAUAAAAGACAAGGCCAAGGUAAAGUUUACCACCGGUAUCGAAACUGUUUCUGAUACUACUAAAGCUGCAGCUGAUAAAGCUGCUAACGAAACUGCCGAAUUUAUUGGGAAAACUAAGGAGGACACAAAAUCUGUUAUCGAAAAAUCCAGGGAAACCAAAGACCACAUCGGAAAAGAAAUAAAGGAUGAUGUAGCAGUAGCUAAAGAUAAAUUAACUUCAGCUGCUAGCACUGUAGCUGAUACAGCUGCAUCCGCCAAAGAUAAAACUGUACAGGAAGCUAAGAAUGCUAAGGAAGCAACUGGAGGGUUCUUGUCUGGUAUUUUCAAAGGUGCCAAACAUGCUAUUGACGAAAUCAAAGAUGAUGUUGAAGAGUUUUUCGAUGAUACGAAGAAAGAAGCAGAAGCCGAAGCAGAACGUGCUAAGAAGACUGUACAGGUCACGUCUGAAAAUAUCAAAGAUGUCAAGGACAAGAUUGUAGAUGAAACGAAAGAUGCUACAGCUAAACUAUCACAAGAGAUUUCUGAAGAUUCCAAGAAGCUCGCAGAUGCGUCCAAACACGCAGCAGACAAAACCAAGGAUAAAUUUGCUACUGGUGUUGAAAGCUUAUCUGAUGCCACUAAAUCUACAACUGAUAAAAUUUCUAAGGAAACUUCUGACUUUGUUGCGAAAGCUAAGGAUGGCAGUCAAUUAAUUGCAGAAAAAUCUAAAGAUUUUAAAGACAAAGUGGGCAAGGAAAUCGAAGAUGAUGCCAAAACAGUAAAGGACAAAUUAGCUUCAGUAGCUGAUGCUACAGUCGUCACUGCGGAUACUGCGAUUGACAAAACAGCAGCUGAAGUAAAGAAAGCUAAAGAAAAAACAGGAGGAUUUUUAUCUGGUAUUUUUAAAGGUGCCAAACACUCUGUUGACGAAGUUAAAUUAGACGCCGGAGACUUCCUGGAAGAAACAAAAAGAGAGGAAGAACGUGCUAGAUAUGCUGCACAGGAGGUAGCUGGAAAAGUCGAGGGUAUUAAAAGCGAAAUUGUAGAUGGUACAAAAGAUGCUACUCAUCAACUAUCGCAGAAAGUAGCUAAAGAUUCUAAAAAGGUUUUGGAUGCUUCUAAGAGUGCGAAAGAUAAAACAAAAGAGGAAAUAGCUGCUGGAUAUGAGGUUGUUUCUGACAGUACCAAGGAGGCCUCUGAUAAGGUUGCCCAAGGAGUAACGGAGUUUAUUACUACAGCCCAUAAAUCCAAGGACCAGCUGAGCAAGGAAAUAAAGGAUGAUGCUAAGAUCGUAAAAGAUAAGUUAUCGUCUACCGCUGUCGCAGUUGCCAGUACUGUUGAAUCUGCAAAAGACAAAACGGCAAAGGAAAGCAAAAAGGCCAAAGAGAAGGGCAGUGGAUUUUUCUCUGGUAUUUUCAAAGGUACAAAACAUGCUGUCAGUGAAGCUAAGGAGGAUGUUGAAGAGUUUUUUGAUGGCAAGAAGAAAGAUCUGAAAGAGGACGAAGAACGUGCUAAGCAGGCUGCUCAAGACACAAUUAAGGAGGUCCAAGGCAAAGUUGCAGAUACUGCUAAAACUGUAAAUGCUACAAUAUCUCAGGAGAUUGCUGAAGAUUCAAAGAAGCUUUCGGACGCAUCCAAAAGUGCCAAAGACAACAUCACAGAAAAACUAGAUUCUGCCAUUGACGUUGUGUCCGAUGCCACCAAUGUAACUGCUGAGAAAGUUUCUAAAGAAGCUACAGAAUUUGCUGGAAAAAUAACUGAUGGCACAAAAACAAUUGUUGAAAAGUCAAAGGAUGUAAAGGCACAGCUGGGAAAAGAAGUUGACGAUGAUGUCAGAGUAGCUAAGGAAAAACUGACUUCAGCGGGUGAUGCUGUAGCUGAUACUGCCGAAGCUGUAAUUGACAAAACUGCUAAGGAAGCUAAGAAAGCUAAGGAAAAAAGCAGUGGAUUUUUAUCUGGUAUUUUCAAAACUACGAAACAUGCUGUUGACGAAGUGAAAGGUGAUGCUGCUGAUUUCCUGGAGGAGACUAAAAAAGAAGAAGAACAGGCUAGACGUGCCGCUCAAGAAGCAUCUGAACAAGUCAAGCAUACCACAAAUGAAAUCCUGGAUGGCGUUGAGACUGUCAAAAAUAAGACAAAAUCUAAACUCGGAGCUGGUGUCGAUCUUGUAUCUGAUACUACGAAAGAUACUGUCGAUUCGGCUUCUGCAAAGGCUACAAAUCUGCUUGACAAGGCUCAAGAUAGCGGAGCAAAGAUUAUCGAAAAAUCUAAGGAGACCAAGGAGAAACUGAAGGAAGAAAUCAAUCGUGAUGCAAAAGUCGUUGGAGAUACGUUGGUCUCAACCGCAGAUGCAGUGACGGAUACAGUUGAAACGGCAAAAGCUAAAACAGCAAAAGAAGCUAAAAAGGCAAAAGAAAAAGGUAGUGGAUUUUUAUCAGGCAUUUUCAAAGGUACCAAACACACUGUUGAUGACGUUAAAGGGGACAUUGAAGAGUUUGUAGAUGAUACGAAGAAGGAGGCUAAAGAAGAGGAAGAACGUGCAAGACGUGUUGUGCAAGACACAUCGAAGGAAAUUAAAGAUGUCAAAGACAAGGUUCUAGAUGGCACAAAAGAAGUCAAAGCUAAACUGUCCCAAGAAGUUACUGAGGAUUCUCAAAAAAUUAUAGAUAUUGCUAAAAGUGUUAAAGAUAAGACAAAGGAAAAAUUGACAACUGGUGUUGAAGUUCUAUCUGACACCACGAAAUCUGCAGCUGAUAAAGUAGCUGACGAAGCUUCUAAAGUUGCUGUUAAAGCCAAGGAUGGCACAAAAUCUAUUGUGGAAAAGUCCAAAGACGUCAAAGACAAGGUAGACAAAGAAAUCAGACAUGAUGUUGAAGUUGGUAAAGAAAAACUAUCUUCCGCUGCAAGUACUGUUGCCGAUACUGCUACAUCUGCUAAAGACAAAACUGCUGAGGAAGUAAAAAAAGCUAAAGAAAAAACUGGAGGAUUUUUGUCUGGUAUUUUCAAAGGGGUGAAGCAUGCAGUUGAUGAUGUCAAAGAAGAUGUAGAAGAGUUCCUUGAAGAUACAAAAAAAGAAGCAGAAUCUGAAACAGAACGGGCAAAGCAUGCUGCCGAUCGGACAUCUGAAACUGUCAAAGAUGCCAAAGACAAAGUCGUAGAUUUGACAAAAGAUGCAACAUCUAAACUAUCACAGGAAAUUUCUGAGGAUUCUAAAAAAAUUUCAGAUGCCUCUAAAAAAGCAAAAGACAAGACUAAAAAAAAAUUGACCACUGGUGUUGAAGCGAUCUCUGAUGCAGCGACAGGUGCAGUUGAAAAAAUUUCUCAAGAAUCUUCCAAACUUGCUGGGAAAGCUACAGAUGGCACACGAUCCAUCGUUGAAAAAUCUCAGGGUAUCAAGGACGAGGUAGAAAAAGAAAUUAAGCAUGAUAUCGUUGUUGGUAAAGAGAAAGUCAGUUCAAUUGCUGAUUCUGUAGCUGACUCUGCUACAUCUGCAGGUGAAAAGACUGCUCAGGAAGCAAAGAAGGCUAAGGAAAAAACUGGGGGAUUCUUUUCUGGUAUUUUCCAAGGUGCGAAACAUGUGGUUGAUGAAAUUAAAGAUGACGUAGAAGAAUUUGUAGAAGAGACAAAGUCAGAAGCAGAAAAAGAAGCGGAACAUACUAAGCAAGCUGGACUUAAAACAUUUGAAGACAUCAAAGAUGCAAAAUCUAAACUAUCCCAAGAGAUUGCUGAAGAUUCUAAAAAACUUUCAGAUACUUCAAAGAGUGCGCAAGACAAGACGAAGAAAACGUUGGCUACUGGUGUUGAGGCUGUGUCUGAUACAGCUAAAGCUGCAGGUGAUAAAGUUUCUAAGGGAACUUCUCAAUUAAUCGGGAAAGCUAAGGAUGGUACGCAAUCUGCAGUUGAAAAAUCGAAGGACAUCAAGAACAAGGUAGGAAAAGAAAUUAAGGAAGAUGUUUCAAUUGCAAAAGUUAAAUUAGCUUCAGCAGCUGAUUCCGUAGCUGAAAGUGCAACAUCUGCUAAAGACAAAACUGCACAGGAAGCGAAGAAGGCUAAGGAAAAAACUGGUGGAUUCUUUUCUGGUAUUUUCCAAGGUGCCAAACAUGUGGUUGAUGAAAUUAAAGAUGACGUGGAAGAGUUUCUAGACGAUACAAAGACAGAGGCAGAGGAAGAAACCGAACGUGCUAAGCAAGCUGCACUUAAGACAUCUGAAAACAUUGAAGAUGCCAAAGCUAACGUCGUAGAUACUUCAAAAGAUGUGAAAGCCAAACUAUCCCAAGAGAUUACUGAGGAUUCUAAGAAACUUUCAGAGGCUUCCGAUAGUGCAAAAGACAAGACGAAGAAAACGAUAGUCGCUGCUGUUGAAGGCGUGUCUGAUACAGCUAAGGCUGCAGGUGAUAAAGUUUCUAAGGGAACUUCUGAACUAAUUGGGAAAGCUAAGGAUAGUGCACAAUCUGCUGUUGAGGAAUCAAAGGACAUCACGGACAAUGUGGGAAAAGAAAUUAAGGAUGACGUUGCAAUUGCGAAAGAUAAAUUAACAUCAGCAGCUGAUUCCGUAGCUGAGACUGCAACAUCUGCUAAAGAUAAAACUGCACAGACAGCAAAGAAAGCUAAAGAAGAAACAGGUGGAUUCCUAACUGGUAUUAUCAAAGGUGCUAAGCAUAUGGUUGAUGAAGCGAAAGAAGAGGUGGAAGAAUUUCUCGACGAAACGAAGAAAGAGGCGGAAGAAGAAACCAAACGUGCAAAACUAGCUGCGCAGGAGGCAUCAAAGAAUAUUGAACAUAUAAAGGACUCUGUCGCAAGUAGUGCACAGGAUGCAACAGCGAAGUUAACUUCGGAAGUUGCUGAAGACUCUCAAAAGCUCUCAAAUGCUGCUAAAAAUGCAAAAGAAAAAACCAAAGGUAAAUUGAUGAGUGGAAUUGAAGCAGUGUCUGAUACUGCAAACGCUACAGCUGAUAAAGUUGCUCAAGGAGCCAAGGAAGUUACUGGAAAAGCUAAGCAGGGCACAGAAGCGGCAUUAAAGAAAUCGAAACAAGUUACAGAUGCAGUAGGCAAAGAAAUUAAGGAUGGUGCCACUGUCAUCAAGGACGAGACAUCUUCGGCUAUUGCGGAUGUAGCGCAAACAGCAGAAGCAUCAACUGAGAAAGUUUCGAAAGCAGCGAAAAAAGGCAAAGAAAAGGGUAGCAAACUCUUUUCUGGUAUUUUCAAAGGAUCUAAGCAUGACACCGUGAACAUUCCUGACAAAAAAGCUAGUACUGCUGAAAAACAAAAAAUCACUCAAGCAGAUGUGUCAAAUGCUCCAGAAUCAAUAUCUGAUGCAAAAUUAGCUACAAUGAUGUUUUUAGCAGAUACAAGAAGUGCUGCUGAACAACGAAACGAACCCUAUGCAUUUGGAAAUGCUCAAGAUUAUUCUGACUCCGCUUCAAGUUCGGCCCGCAGUUCUUUGGACCGAGAUGCUUCUCUGGAUGAAGAUAAGAAAUCGAAAAAACGAAAAGGAGUGAUAUCAAGCAUUGUAAAAGGAGCCAAAUCUGCAACUCAUAAAAUUGCGAAAGAAGUAGAUCAUGCUGCGGUAGGUUUGAAAGAUGCGACUGAAAAGUUCUGGGAAGAUACUAAAAGAGAAUCCGAUGAUUCACUAGCUUCCGGAAGCUAUAACGUUUCCUCAGCACCCCAUGGUUCAGAUAGAAUAGAGAAUGAAGAGGCAGUAGCUUCAAAAUCGUUUGUUGAAAAAUCUAAACAAGUCGACAGGCUAGGUGAUGAUGAUACAAAGAAAAGUUUUAGCGAAGGUAAAGGUAAAUUAAUUUCACGCAUUCCACAAAAAGUAAGCCCCACGAAAGAGUUGAAACAUACUCCGGUAGAUAGCUCGGAUAGGCUAGUUGCAGGGGUGACGAGCAGGCUAGAGCACCUAGAGCCUCGCACGCGUCAAUCCGUCACCACAGUUGUAACAAAGUCUGUGCGGACGGCAGCAACCCCACCACCCAGCCCCGCCGAGUUCAGUGACAGUAGCAUUAAAGAUGUAACAGAGGAGGCCUCGAGACGAGCUCAAGAUCUAGCUGACCAAUCGCUAUCUCUCACGCGACCAGGGCAUGAUUCUACUGAGAUUGAUGGGACUGUAGAGAGGCAUGCUACUUCUGCUCCGUCAAAGCAACCUGUUCCUGCCCCUCGCCACUCCUCCAAGUUGUCCACCAAAACUGACUUACACCUACAAAUCGAAGAUACUCAAGCAACGCAAACACCUAAAAGCCCCAAAACUAAAAUACCAGAGCCAAUGUCAAAAUUGCCGCAAAAAUCUCCAGAAACGUCCAAGGUUUCACUCAAGUCACCUAAAAGAUCACAGGAGAAGGGACGCAGUCCUAUCAUGGAAGAAAUAUCUGCAAGUACAUUUAGAGAGCCUCAAAGUCCGAAGAGUAAAAUUCCUGUAAAAAUUAAAGAAACAACCAAAGAUGGCAAUAAAACAAUUAUCAAAGAAUUCACAACUGAUGACGGUAUGACCACUGUAACUGAGACCGUGUCAGCAAAGUUUGUAGAAUCAAAAUUGCCAGGACUCAAAAGUUCAUCACAAGAUAAUAAGUUUUCUCCCAAAGUAGGUCUGCCAAACGAAGGUAAAACAGUAACAGAAACUUAUACAACAGUUAAAACAACUAAAAAUGACUCUACCGAAUCGAUGUUAAUUAACGAAGAUAACACUGCGAAUAUGAUAACUACUGUAAAGUCUACCUUAGGCGAAAGUAUCGAUCCACAAAAAUUUAAAGAGAAGUUUGAACACAUUUCAGAUUUAGAGCCAAGUUCUUCUUGCGAACAGUAUGAUGAGAUACAAGAAGAUGGUACAAUAGUCAAAACAUUUAUAACAAGAAGUAUUCACUCUGGUGAUAUCAAUCCAAGUGACUUAGCAGAACUCAUAAAAGAUGGUGAGUCCGUGAAAACGUUAAAAACCAUCCGUACUAGUUCAGAGGAACAAAUAGAUCCAGAAGCCUUCAAGGGUAUGACGGAUGGAGGUGCCAGUAGAAGAACUGUCACAACCAUCACUAGGAGAAUCGUUACGUCUGGUGGAGAUGAUGUGACGGAAGGCGAUAGUUCUACAGAGGUAAUGAGUCCUGCAGAAUUUGAUAACAUUGUAAAAAGUAGCGGACUGAGAAAUACAGUAACUACGUUACACUCAACUUCUGGAACGAAAAUAGAUCCGUCGAAAUUUCAGGAAAAAUUAUCUUUAGAGGAUUUUGAGGAGCUCUCUAAGAAAGGUGAAUUUACAAAAACCCUUGAAUCAUUAAAGACUGAAACAGGUGAGCCAAUUGACCCGAAGCUGUACAAACAAUUACUGAAAGAUGGAAAAGGGGUAGUGAGAACUGUAACCACAGUUAAAAGUACCACAGGUGAACCAGUAGAUUUACAAAAACUUGAUUUUAAAGAUGGAAAAAGUACUAAAACAGUUGUAGUAAAAAGUAGUUUGGGAGAAACUAUAGAUACAGAAAAAUUCAAUGAGUUCUUCAAAGAUGGUAACAUCACAUCAGCGAAGACUGUCAAAGAGACUAUAAGAACUGUGAAAUCUAGUAGCUCUGAACCUGAAACAUGGACUGAAACUGUAGUUACGAAAAGAUCGAGUGAUGGGAAACCAGAAACUUGGCAAACCAUUGUACGAUCUGGAGAUGUGCGGCCAGAAGAUUGGGAAACAGAGUUCUCAUUAGACACUUCUCCUGGCUCUGGUAAUGGAGACUUUUAUUCAAAAAAUGGUAGUUCAAGACGUGAAGUCAACAGCGAAUCAGAUAGCGAUAGUUCACCCCAACCAAGAAGAAGAUCCCCAAGCAAGAGGCGAACGUUAGGAAGUUCUAGUGGAUCAGACGUCGCCCUGCAUGAAGGUGCAGAAUUGUCCCCAUUGGAGGACGACCAAGGUACCUCACUCACAGCUAACCUUCUAAAGUCUGACUUUUUACAACACACCGAGCCAUCUUUUAUGGAGACCACUACGACCGAAGUGAAUCCUGAAGCUCAAGAAAGAGUAACCAAAACUACUAGGACAGUGACAGUAUCAGUACCUGUGGCAAGUGGCGCUACUGGCGGCACCGAUGAACUUCGAGAAUCUAUGCAGAACAUUGUCGACCAAUUCAUGACCGAAGAAAGACGAGGUCAAUAAACAAGAAAUAGCUUUUAAAAAGUUCCAUGAUUUUUCGAUGAUCGAACCAGAAUCAUUCAAUAUGUCCGAGCAGCUGAACUUACGAGGCAAACAUUUUACGUCUCGAGCAUUGAAGUAUUAUACAAUAGAAUAUGAAUUCCAAUCGUUAUAUCCUCGCGUAUCGAACAGUAUUCCAUAUUCGAGGAAAAAGAAUAUCAAUGAUAUUAUAAUUAUGGCGAUUAUCUGAGCAAUAAUGGGAUUGCUAGUUGGACUAGCUCCUCGCUAGUCUUCACUAAGCUGGUCUUUUUGUCAGUGAAGUUUCAAUUUUGCAUAUUCGAAAAAUCAAUCCUUAUUUGUUCUCAUGAAGAUUGCUUGCCUCCAUUAGAGCAGCUGCCAAUGUUUAUGAUUCGAAUUCAUGGACAUAAUAAUAUGCAUGGAGUUGAAAUGAAUGCAUAAUUUGUCAAAGUAACUUGAUUUUUGCAUCAGUUAGUCGACGAUAUUAGCCUUAGGUAAAUUAGGACUAUCCACCACGCGUCGCUUACUAGAAAAGUUAAAGUUUUUAUAUUCUUAAGAAUUAUUCUUAGCUUCGGCAUUUGGUGGCGAAAUGAGAAAGCUUCAUCGCUAUUUAUUAAGAUUCUACGAGAAAAAUACCUUAUCUUGCCAUUUUAUAAAAAGGAAACGAAUUUUCAAGCACAAUAAAUCGAGACUCUAGUACUGUUUUUACUUUGUCAUUUUUAUUUAUGGCAAGAAAUGGUCAUUUUACUAACAACGUUGCAAUGUAAAUUUCAUUUAUUUAAAGAGUUUUUCCUAACAAUUUCAAUUGUGUAUAUUAUUAUAAUUAUUUUCUUAGCAUAACUUAUACAUCUUUACUGUAUACAUAAUAGUACUAUUGAAAUAACUGAGAAUUUAUGACGAUACGAUACGUGAAUAUUUUAUUUAUAUAGAAAGAAAAUAUUGAGAAAAAAAAAAUUACUUUUUUGAAUCGCCAAAACAUCACCAAAAUGAAUUCGUAAUAAUUAUUCUGAAAUAAAUGAAAUGAACCUAAUAAAAUUAUACUGUUUAGCAAAAGGUUCAGGCAAAUAUAAUUAUGUUGUAAGAAGUCCACGUGGUAAAAAUUCAACAGCCCAAAACUCAUUUUAGGCUAGGCAGCGUUAGCUUUCAGUGUGUAACACAUUUUAAAAGCAAAAAAGUAUAAUAUAUAUUUAGAAAAUCUUCUAGAAUAAAGAUAUUCUAUUAAUAUAUAAUAUAUUAUAUUAUAAAUAAACAAAAAAGAUAUAAGAAUUACACAUGCAGAAUUUAUAAAUUAUUAUCUAUAAUACCUUCGAUACAAUAUAUUAUACAUAAAAAAUAGUCUUGCCUUGAGCCACCUGAUGCAAGGACCAAAGGCACAAUCACUAUUGCUACAAUGUAGACGUUAUACCGAAAUUACAACCAAUAUACUUAUACUGCAUAAUGCUACCUGCUACGAAAUUGUUUUAACUCUGGCCUCUGAAUGGAACAAUUUUAUAUCAACUAUACAUUGAUUUAAAUUUUUUUGUACAAUAUGGUCAAUACUUUUACUUUUUGCUUUCUGAUUUAUGUAACUUGUACAGAUGUGUAGAAAAUUUUCAGUUUCAUCAUUCAACUGCACCAAAAUAUUUGAAAACCAGUAAACAUACCGUCCUAAGUUGAAACCAUUGUUUCUUUCGCAGUAAGCAAUUUUAUACGGUUUAGUUGAGGUUUCAUGGACAGUGCAGCAUGCUUCGCAACGAGCAGCUCUUUUAUUAUAUGCUAAAAUAGAAAUAAAAAUAUAAAAUUUCUGUCAAUACACUAAUGGUGCCGCAUCAUGUCGUAAUAUUAAACGAAAUAAUGUCAUACUGUAUUAUCGUGUGACACCUAUCAAUGACAGCAUAAUAAAGAAGAUAUUGCAAAAUUA
Neodiprion fabricii is the source of this 25345-nucleotide messenger RNA. RefSeq names its product ankyrin-3-like. Bases 217 to 23451 code for a protein of 7744 amino acids. Gene Ontology annotation, biological process: lipid transport; signal transduction; lipoprotein metabolic process. Lineage: Eukaryota; Metazoa; Arthropoda; Insecta; Hymenoptera; Diprionidae. The record is from RefSeq and is a predicted model, not a curated record. The transcript is spliced from 37 exons. Gene Ontology annotation, cellular component: extracellular region. Gene Ontology annotation, molecular function: protein binding; lipid binding.